AUCAACUAUACAACACACUUUAACAUUAUUAUCUUAUAUCCUCCUGAUCUGCUCCAUGACAUGACACUGUUGCUUCAAUUGAAUCUUGUUUUGCCGUUGAAUUUCAGUUUUUUCCAUGGCUUUUCUUCUUUCCAAAACCCUAAUUAUUACCCACUUCCUUUGACCUCCCUCCCUCCCUCCCUCCUUAAAUACAAUUACUCAACCGCUUUUCGUAUGUAUCACUUCAUCUCAUCAUCAUGAAUCCAAUUCAAAGUCUUCCUUCUUCUCCUGAAGACGACUCUGGCUCCAUGACCACCGCUCCACAGAGUGCAGGGCAAAGCCAGAUAAGUGCAGAUAGUGGUAACUUAAUGUCAAUGGAACCGGCUUUUGGGGAUUCGCGCCAUUGGCAAGACGUGUUCUGGCUAGGAAUUUUUCUUUUACAUUUGAUUUUAGUAGGUCUUGCACUCGGGGUACUCGGGAUUAACAGAUUUAGAAAGAAAGAUAGGCUUAACAUAGAUCAAUACACAAACAGAUUCAUCGGAAACCAAGCUGAUUUAACCGAAGACUACUGGCCACUAUACGCUAUUGCCGCUGCGGUCGGGACCGUUCUUGGGUGGGCUUGGUUAUUGUUACUCGGUUCACGCGCCAAUCAAAUGAUGAAGAUAUCGGUUCACAUAUUAACUACUUAUCUUGCGGUUCUUAGCGUUUUUUGCUUUUGGGACAAACUGGUUUUCUGGGGCAUUGCUUUUGCUAUUGGUUCCGGUUUGCAGUUUUUAUACAUCAUAUCGGUCAUAGACAGACUUCCGUUUACCAUGUUGGUGCUGCAACGGGCUGUAAUGAUGGUAUGGAAGCUUCCAGACGUUAUGAGAAUAGCAUGCGUAUUCAUGGUAGUCAUGUGUCUAUGGCUAGCACUAUGGUCGUUCGGUGCAGCCGGUGUAGUGGCUUCAAGUAUCGGUGACGGUGGAAGAUGGUGGCUUCUUGUGGUUUUCUCAGUGAGUUUGUUUUGGACAGGUGCGGUUCUUUGUAAUACCGUUCAUGUUAUAGUAUCCGGUAUGGUGUUUCUUGUGCUUAUUCAUGGCGGUCCAGAGGCGGCAUCAAUGCCACGGGACCCACUGAUUCAGUCUUUACGGUAUGCUGUAACUACUUCUUUUGGAAGCAUUUGUUACGGCUCACUUUUCACUGCUGCUAUUAGAACACUACGGUGGGAGAUUAGAGGAUUCAGGUCAAAGAUUGGCAACAAUGAAUGUCUUUUGUGCUGCGUGGAUUUCGUGUUUCAUCUAGUCGAAACGCUAGUUCGUUUCUUCAACAAGUACGCGUAUGUGCAGAUUGCGAUUUACGGGAAAAGUUUUAAUCACUCGGCUAGAGACGCAUGGGAACUAUUUCAAUCAACUGGCGUUGAAGCGCUUAUCGGAUAUGAUUGUUCCGGUGCUGUUUUACUGAUGGGAACACUCUUAGGUGGACUUAUUACCGGAACUUGUGCGGUAAUUUUGACCAGGAUUAAACAUUCUGACCGUGUGAUCAUGAUGGGGUCCACAUCGGUUUUGAUGGGCAUGAUCUUGGUUGGAUUAGCAAUGGUAGUGGUUGAAAGUGCUGUUACGUCAAUAUACAUAUGUUACGCAGAAGAUCCGUUGUUGAUACAUAGGUGGGACCCGGAAUUUUUUAACCAGAUGUCAGAGACGUUACAUGAACGUCUCCAGCACAGAAGCUCUCGAGGAACGCAAGUCUUGAACCGAAACCGGCCUGUUGACCACAUACAAGAAACAACUUCUGUAUGAUCCUUAGCUCUUUUUUUCUAACUUUUCUGCAGAUUUGAGGUUGGUUUUGUGUCAGUUAGUGAAUAAUUUUAGUUUUUGUUGUUUACCCUGAUAUUUUUGUUUCGAUUUAUAAAAAAAUUGUAAUUUAUCCUGUUCUUUUUUUCCUUUUAGGUCUGGUUUUGUAUAUUUUUAAUCAAACAUAUGUUUUGAUAAUUUGAUGUGUAAUUGUGUAUAUUUCUUUUCAA
Messenger RNA from Helianthus annuus (common sunflower), 1978 nucleotides. RefSeq names its product CTL-like protein DDB_G0274487. Gene Ontology annotation, biological process: transmembrane transport. Gene Ontology annotation, molecular function: transmembrane transporter activity. The record is from RefSeq and is a predicted model, not a curated record. Gene Ontology annotation, cellular component: membrane. Lineage: Eukaryota; Viridiplantae; Streptophyta; Magnoliopsida; Asterales; Asteraceae. Bases 237 to 1754 code for a protein of 505 amino acids. The transcript has 7 exons.